AUGUUUAAGUUUAGCAACAAGAGAAUGGAAUAUGAAGAAUAAAUGCUUGAAGAAAAUUCAGAUACUCUCCCUCCAAAUGUUUAGUAUUAGCGUAUCGAUCGAUAUAAUUACAUCCUUUAAAUAAGAGGUGAAGUAGGUAGUGUUCAUGAGGGUAGAAUAUUAAAUUAGAAAUAGGUGCCUACAUUAUCGCAGAUGUUAGUUUAAAUGGUUUCCCAGUCGAAGCCCCCUAAGUAAAUUUUCGCAAUAAUUUUUAACACGUGAAUAUUUUUCCAAUGGGUAAGCUUUGCUUGUACUUGGUUAACAAAGAAACAUGGAUUUCUAGCACAAGUUUGAUAGAUGUUUUUUCAGGAAUCAACCAAGUCAUACAUCAGUAUUGAAUUAAGUUAUAAAUCUAAGUCCUACCUUCAAUGACCCUGCUAACAGUCUUUAUAAGGACUCUGAAGUUUAUGAAAAGGAUAUGAAAGAAUAAGCAAAAAAAUUUAGAGAUGAGAAAUAUAAAAUAAUAUGA
This is a messenger RNA of Paramecium octaurelia, 508 nucleotides long. The record is from the annotation of a GenBank genome assembly. NCBI's taxonomy places the organism in Eukaryota, Ciliophora, Oligohymenophorea, Peniculida, Parameciidae.